Messenger RNA from Caenorhabditis remanei, 1449 nucleotides. RefSeq lists its product as uncharacterized. The record is from RefSeq and is a predicted model, not a curated record. Bases 1 to 1449 code for a protein of 482 amino acids. Gene Ontology annotation, molecular function: glycosyltransferase activity. Gene Ontology annotation, cellular component: membrane. The transcript is spliced from 9 exons. NCBI's taxonomy places the organism in Eukaryota, Metazoa, Nematoda, Chromadorea, Rhabditida, Rhabditidae.
AUGCGGAGUAAAGUUCGAUACCAGCUUCUGGAUCCAUCUGCUGCUCCAAAAUCAUGCCGAUUUCUUUGGUUAUUCCUAUUCCUCGUGGCUUGUUGCAUCGCUUAUUUUCUAGUUUUUUCAACAUCAACCAAAGGAAUUUUCAAUCCACUGAAACCCGAUGAACGAAACCCAAUGACAUACGAACAAGUUAUGAAAGAUUUAAGGAAUGAAAUUGAUCAAAGAAAUGUUAUGAUCAGCGAAUUAAAGAAAGAUUUUGAAAAGUUGGAAUUUAAAAGUGAACUGUCCUACCUCGAUUCGGUAUCGGGAAAAAAUCGAGUGAAAAUAGUAGAAAACGAUAAUUUGGACAUGUCUUGUGCAGCUAUUAUGAACAGAAUUCUACCAACUGGAUCAGUUUUGAAACCAUUGAAACACGGAGUUGCUUUCGCAAGGAUAGUUUAUGCAGAUUAUGAAAUGAUUGAGAAACAAGUUCAAAUGUCAUACCACUCACAGAAUACUUUCUGUUUUGCAAUUGAUAGAAAGGCUCCCGCAAAGUUUCACGAAAGAUUACGAGCUAUGGCUGCCUGUCUCCCGAAUGUUUUGCUUCUUCCCGAUGAAGAAUCAGUCGAUUCAUCUGGCCAUAAUAUCAACUUGGCUCAUUACAAUUGCAUGCGUGCUCUUAUUAAUAAACCCGGAUGGAAUUAUGUGAUUUUACUUCAAAAUCAUGACGUCAUCGUCAAAUCUGUUUAUGAAAUGGAACAGAUUUAUGAGUGGUUAGGUGGAGCAAAUGAUAUUGAGAUUACUCCAGAAGCAGGAAGACUUGAUAAAAACUUCAAAUGGGAUCCGAAAUCAUUGAAGAUGUUCAGAAAUGAAACUGGAAUAAAUCCGACUGUAUUGAAUUCAAAAAUGAAAUUUGCAAAAGGAGCAGCACAAGGAUCUUUAUCAAGAGGAGCAGUUGAUUGGAUGGUUCGAACAACCGAUUUGACAACUUAUAUUGCGCAAUGGAACAAAGGAGGAUUCGGAGUUGAUGAGCAGUUUAUUCAAAGUUUCCAAGUGAGUGCUGACCUCGGAAUGCCUGGUCACUUCACAGAUGGAUGUUUGAAACAAGGAAAGAAUACGGAUUUCGUAUCGAGAAUGUCUCAAUGGAAAUAUGGAGGUGCUGAUACAUGUGGGUCGAAAACAAUUCGACAUGCUAUAUGUCUUUUGGGAAUUGAAGAUUUCCGAACUGUCGCAGCGUACCCAAAUUUGAUGUUCAAUAAGAUGAUUCCAUCAUUUGACUACUCAAUUGUUGAAUGUACUGCUGAAUUAUUAUUCAAUAGAACAUUUUUAGGACAAGAAGAUCAUAAGCUAGAAGAAGAUUACUAUACGAAAAUGGUGAAUGUACUCUAUCAUAAAAAUCAUUUGGAUCCUAACUUCAAACUGGAAUGCAAACCGACGUAUAAAAGAUGGGCUGAACGACAGUAUCCUUUAUAA